Molecule: messenger RNA, 870 nt
Organism: Grosmannia clavigera kw1407
Lineage: Eukaryota; Fungi; Ascomycota; Sordariomycetes; Ophiostomatales; Ophiostomataceae
Product: aromatic ring-opening dioxygenase family protein
Exons: 2
Coding region: 1-870 (289 amino acids)
Molecular function (GO): ferrous iron binding; zinc ion binding; oxidoreductase activity, acting on single donors with incorporation of molecular oxygen
Source: RefSeq, a predicted model, not a curated record
AUGCCGCUCACGCCUGUCCACUUUUUUUCCCAUGGAUCGACCAUGAUGAUGGGUGAAGAGUCGCGCUCCGCCGAUUACUGGAAGAAGUGCGGCGACGAAGCCCUGGCCCACGGUAUCAAGGGCGUCGUGAUCAUGGGUGCGCACUGGGCGACCAAGGCCGACACGAUCGAGGUGGCGAGCAACCUGACGCCGACCAAGUCGCCGGUAGCGUACGUGCACCCGUCCAAGUACGUGGACUACGCGCUGAACCCAGACGCGGCGACGGCAGAGCGGUGCGUGUCGCUGCUGCGCGAUGCCGGCUUCCCGGCCUCGACCAAUUCGUCGUUUGACUGGAUCCACGACACGUACAUGAUUCUGCUCCGCAUGUUUCCCAAGGGCUGUCCGCCGACGACGAUCGUGUCGAUGAACCCGCGCUACGAUCCCAACUACCAUGUGCACGUGGGCCUGGCGCUGCGGCCGUUGCGCAACGAGGGCUACCUGCUGAUCGGCUCCGGCGGCGCCGUGCACAACCUCUUCCGCAACGUCUGGACCCCAAUGAUCGUCCACGGCGACAACUUUGCCCAGCCGACGCCGCCGGCCCCUUGGGCGCUCGAGUUCCGCCAGAGCGUCGAGGACGUGGUCCGGCGCGGCGGUGGCCCCCGUCUGCGCCGUGCCGUGCCGCGCCUCAUGAAGCACCCCCUCUUCCGUGAUGCGCAUGGCACCGACGAUCACUUCAUGCCGCUCUGCUUCGCCGCCGGUGCCGCCGGCACGCCCGACGACGAGGGCGCCGUCGGCUCGCUGGGCGCUGAGGACUGGGAGCUGACCAACAUGUGCAACAGCCAGUUCACGAUCGGCUCUUGGCAAGGACACGCGCUCGUCAAGGCACAGUGA